This is a messenger RNA of Drosophila busckii, 834 nucleotides long. Its product is annotated as collagen alpha-2(IV) chain. The transcript has a single exon. Lineage: Eukaryota; Metazoa; Arthropoda; Insecta; Diptera; Drosophilidae. The record is from RefSeq and is a predicted model, not a curated record. Bases 1 to 834 code for a protein of 277 amino acids.
AUGUUGUCUGCCGUAAAGAAGUCCUUGCUGCUGCUCGCAUUGCUGCUGAUUAACUGCCAGGCGCAGCCAUUGGAGGAGCAAAAACAACAACAGCGUCGUGAGCAGCGCCAGCUUAAGAAUGGCGCCAGCGAAGCAGAUGUCAAGAUGAUGGCCGGCACAGCAAACAUGACGCCCACAGCGCCCAUGCAGCUGUCCUUGGCGGGCUUCAAUCAAAUGCCACUGGGCCUCACACGCUAUCCCAACUAUCCGGGCUUGUUUUACGGUGCAGGCGCACAAGCGGGCGCGCCCUUUCUAGGCAUGCCCGGACUGCAAACAAACAUAGCUAAUGGCUAUCCAGGCUACAGCGAUCCCAAUCUUGGCUUGGGCUUCAAUACAGGCGCUAACUUUGGUCUCGGCGGCUUCCCAGGCAAUCCGCAGAACGCUGGCUACAUGUACGGCCAGCCCAUGUACGGCAAUCAGCAGCUGGGCACUGGAUUUGCAGCAGGCGCACCUAAUGUGGAUAGCUUUGCCGCGCUGAACAACAUCAUCAACAUGGCCAAUGUGCAGGGCUUGAGCGGUGCUGCAGGUCUCUAUCCUCAAGCAGGCGCGGCAGGUCUUUAUCCACAAGCAGGCGCUGCGGGUCUUUAUCCCCAAGCAGGCGCUGCUGGCAUGUUUGGCCAACUGGCAGCUGCUGGCAAUCCCAAUGGCAUCUAUGGUCAGCUGGGAGCAGGUGCAGCAAAUGGACUCUAUGGACAGGCGGCGGGCAUGCCACUGCCAAGUAUUUAUGGCGCCAGCAAUGUGCAUGGAGCAGCUGAUGGCAUGCGCAAUACGCAUAGCUAUGCGCCCGCCUAUUAA